UCCGGUGCCGCCUUGCCCGCGAGUCCUGCUGGUGUUUUUUACUUCCCUGCUGUGGUUCCUCGGCGAACCACCUCGCCCAGCCCCGCUGUUCUGGUUUCCAGCCCCAGGCCCGCUGCCGGUCUAGGGCUUUGGUUCGAGCUCUGGGUGCUGCGUUCGCUGUGCCUCGGCCCUGCGGUGGGUUUGUGGUGCCUCCCUGGAGCGGUGGUGCGCCCCUAGGUGCACAGUGUGGGCUGUGGUGGUGGUUUCACUGUAAAAAGCUGGGCAUGGUUAAAUGAAACCUGGACUCCAGCCUGCAUGCCCAGGUGUGCAAGAAAGCGUAGCUUUAGCACAUUAUUUUUUUAGGCUUUCUAUUUGAAUAGUGGGACUAAAACCCAGGUGAGUGUUUGAGUUCAGAGUAGGUAGCGUCAUAAACCUGUCCAAGGGCUAGCUGGCUUAGUGGCUAAGGUAUAUAUGUCCAAGGUAGCCAGGCCUUACAAUGCGUGGAAGGAUUUCAUUGUGAAAGCUGUGAUUAGCUUAGUUUUUCUGGUAGAGGUUCAGUUUCCAGAAGUGUAGAUCACCGGUUUUAGAAGCAGAGUUGAGAAAGCAGGUUCUUCUAGUAAUCCUUUUGUAUGACCUUUGGUUUCACAGCUGUGUCAUUCCUCUUUUAUUAACUUACAGAAGAAAUGGAUAAUACCCCCCCUUUUAAAAGACUUUGAAAUUGUUAGUUGAGUUAAAAGAGAGAUGUUAAAAUAUUACCAUCAUUUCUGUUUAUCUGUAGGUAUGUCUUAAAUUUAGAAAAGGAGCCAAAUUUUGUCACUACGUAUGACUUGCUAUGCAUUCUUUGAAAUAGAUUUUUUCCCUGACCAGCAAAAAAGCAACAUUGACAUCUCACAGUGAAUAUACUGCUACGAAACUGUGUGCCACAAAUUGAAAGCUAACGAAGUAGCAAUUGAUGCUGUUGUGCCUUGAAGCUAGAGCGUCUCAAUUGUUACUUGAAGAAAUCUCUAAAGAGGGGGGUAAUAGCUGUCAGUGAUUUUUAACAUGGGCAGGUUAGCUUUGUCUGUGUGGCAUGAAAGCAUUUUGUUUCAUUCAAAACUUACGUAUGCAGUAUUUGUGAAACUGAGUUUAUGUAACGGAUUUGCCAUUCUGAUUCUUGUGUCUUGUGGUUCAGUAUACAGUGGCUUCUUUGAUUUUUCGUUCUGUGCUUUUAAUUUAGUUGACCCUACUGCAGUUCAAAGGCUGGUUAUUUAAUCGUAUUCACAAGCGCUUCUGAUUUUGUUUCUUCAUAUCCUGAGAAUAUUUUCAUUUUGGAAAAUGAAAAAUUCAGUACUUGAAAAAAUGAAGCUUAGAAAAGGUGUAGAAAUGAAGUGGAAGUUUCCAAGGCACCUGAAGACAACUUCCCAUACUUCAGAGAUCCCUUCCUGGGGAGGGAAAGAGGGAUAUGCAAGGGGUCGUUAAAAUGAGAGCAAGAAGGACUGAAUACAGGUGAUGCAGGAUAUGCUUAUACCAGGUAAAAAAAUGUAGUGCAAAAUCCGUGAUCUAACUCCCAAUCUGAAUUAGUCCUGGAGCUAGCUAGAAUCUGUGUAGGUACAUCACUGUCGGGUAUGCCCAAACGAGGUAUCUUUGUGCUUUGAGUGUAGAUAACGGUGGAAUAGUCUGGGAUGUGUUGCCCCAGCAGAUACAGAUAAGCUAGUUCCACUCUUGAACAAGACUUGUGCCUCUGAAUUCCUUUAAUGGCUUUUGAAAAAUGCCGUUUGUUACUGACUCAUUCAAACUGGUAUUUCAUCUGAUUUUCUUAGUGUACUUGUUGAAAAUAAUACACACCAGUAAAACAUUUGGUUGACCUUCAGGGUUGUAUUUGACCUACAGUUACUUUCUUCUCGCUAUUAAUUUUGUUCGCCUAUUUUAGGUUAGCACCUGAACUGAAAUAUUUAUAUGUCUUUCUGUGUGAGGAGGAUAGGUGCUUACAACAAUUCCCAGUAAAACUUCAGGGAUUCUAACAUAACACAUUUGACAUUGUAGGCCAGAGUUAUUCUUUUUUUUUCUGAAUUUUAUUUUUUCUUGAGCAUAAAAUAAUCUUAAGAAUAGUGUUUAUUAAGGGUACAUGGAUGUAUUAAAUGUGCACGGUGUGCACGUACUUCCAAUUUAGAUUUCUUUUUUGCCAAAAUCAAUUGGUUGCUUAGAAACCCAGAGCUGGAUUGACCAGGUGUUUUAAAGCCAGCUGGCAAUACAAACCAUGUAGCACUAAUAGAGCUCUGCCUGCCCUGCGGUAUCACAGCAGAACAGUGGGUGUUAAGUGCCAGGAUUUGAUUCAGAUUGAAACUCCAUCUAGAAGUUUGUGUGUGGUUUGAAGAUAGUAUUUGUAAUUACAGCUUAAAAGGUUAUUUCUAUGAGGAAAACCUUGGAAAAUGUGUGGCAAAUUAGCUUGUAUGAUUUUAUUUGUUUUAGGAAUAUGCAAAGUUACUUUGGUAAGAAAAAGUAAUCUGGAUCCAAAUAGUUAUGUAUUAAUGAGUAAAUAAAAACAUCAAUACUCAUCUUUCCAAUUGGACUAACUAAUUGGGUUUUGAUGUAUUAUUUUAUUUGAUAUUUUUUAGUGGCUUGGCCGUAUUGGACAGUUCAAAAAAUGUCUCUAGUCAUGUCGUGAAACAGAAGAUUAACACAGUGAGUUUGAGUUCUUGCAGGGACCUCUGUGGAGCUUGAUUAUGGUGGCCAGAGUGGUGCGGUUGUCUGUAAUGGGAAUAGAUCUCUCCACCAGUGUCAAACUGAUUUGGUGAUGAUGCCGUUCACUUCUGGCUAUCAUGAGAGAAUGAUCAUGGAAGAGAGACCCGAGUUUAACUUUUUCUUGAUGUCAGAAGUAGAUCAAGGAGCUUUGCUGCCAGGCCCGUGGAAUUUUCUGGAACCGAAAAUGCAGACGUUAAAAGUCAGUAUUGGACAACUUUCGUAAAACAGAAACCUAAUGUGUGCAUUGAGAGCAUGCCAUCAGAAAUGCUGCUGAAGAUAUUUUCCUAUUUGGAUGCUGUGUCCCUGUUGUAUGCUGGUUGUGCAAAUAAGCGGUUCUAUGAUCUGGCCAAUGACAAUGGAAUCUGGCUGAAAAUAUACUCCAGUCAUUUUCUACCAAAAAGAACAAUUUGGAAAAUGAAUUCUGAGACAGAAGCUGUUUCCUUGGACUGUGCUGCUGUACAGGAUACAAAGCCUGGAUACUGGAAGAAAGAAUACAUCUUCAGACAAAUAGCUGCUGUCAAAACUAGAGUAAUGCAACUUGUUAAACCUGUAGAUCCUCAUACAGGUCUUCCAUGUAAAAACAGAGAAGCUAUAAGAGCAUCUGGCUUGAGUUGGGUCAUUGUUCUGAAGGACAGGAAUGGAAAGGAAUAUGUAAUGGAGCAGGCAGAUCUAUCAUUUAAGGACACAUCUGUUACUAUACUCUGGUAUAGUACAAGUUGGCCAUGCUUAAAUGUCUUAUCAACCCUAGAACUAUGUGGAGUGACGCCACUGCUUCCUGACCAAAGCAGAGCUGCCAGCAAGAACGGACCUCGUCGACGUUCCCUGAUGGCUAAAUACAGCCUUUCUAACCUGACUAAAACCAGUGUAGCAGUUGGUGCUGAUAAGCUUGUCCAACUCUUUGGUCUGAAUCCAGGACUCUUACUAGGACUUUGGAAGGGAAAAAAUGAAAUUGCUUUUGUUAUGGCGAGUCUUCAUUAUCAUCAACUUCUUGAGAGAAGCACUUUGGGUUCUGCUACUGUACAAUAUGUUCUUUCACCUAAUAAACCUACACUGGAUGAUGUUGACCCAGAAUAUGGACUGCAUGACUACAAUCUACAUCUCGAUAUGCACAGUGGAAGUCAUACUUGCAUGUGUGGAACAUUCAAGAACCUCUUCUGCAGAAAAGGUGACAUUCAAAAUGGAUAUUUGAGGCUAAUGGUUGUAAGCGUAACGGAUAAUGCAAAACAUUUGCCUAUUAUUGGGACAGUUGGCUUAUACUGGAAAACAGAUGUGUUUAAAGGCAAUGUAAAGGACUGUUACUUGAUGGAUGUUACUGUUUUGGAUGAAACCCGAAAGCCCUUCUGGUGUUUCAGUGCCCCAGUCUACAUGCAACUGUCUUGCAAGACAUCUGGCCUUUAUGACUACAUGGGUCAUAUCUAUACCACAGAGUAUGCAGAUUCAGAGGGUAAAGUCAGUGUUGACUUAGUAUGGUUGGAAGAAACCAAGGAAUAUUAUGUAGUCAAUCUGGUUCUUUACAUAAGCACCAAAAAGGUUAACAGCUGGUAUGGAACAAAUUACUGAUUUAAUUGGGUAGUUAAUUUCCCUGCUUAAAAAAAAGCUAAAUUUUUGAUGAUUAAAACUGAUAUUAAUUAGUAAUACUGCUGCCACAAGUUUUGUGCCUUUCAGAUUUUCAGUAACAGAAGUACAGUUGCAUAUAUUUAUUUUAAUUGGCAUUGGAGGAAUGGAAUUGAGAUGUUUAUAUAAAUUAAUAGUUUAAUGGUUUUCUUCCGUGUUGAACACCAUGUGGUUAGUCUGUUUCUGGUACUGGACAUAAUACAAAUUAUUUUAGGAAUAAUUGUUUUUAUAGAUACUUUCGAAUAUAUGUGAAUAAAUUUCUUCUGAGUACCAUACUGUGAAGAAGCCUUAUCCUUAUGUAAGCUACACCGUUUUUGAGAACGCUGAACUUUACGCCUAAAGGAGUAAAACAGCAUGUGUGCUGUUCCCUUCUGAUUCAUUAAACUAUUUUUGAUAAAUGACUGCUGUUGGUAAAUGCAGAAAUACUAUGUUUUUAAAGUACAGAUUCUUUAAUACGUUAUAGUAGAGCAUUUAAAAGGUAGACUAGAACUCACAGAUCUGAAUAAUAGGGCAGUAAGGCAUUUGUCAAGAAAAUCUCUUGUGUAAUAUCUCUUGUGAAUUGUUUAAAUUUCUGUUUGCUGUGUUUGUUUUCCCUUGUUCUGACCUUCUCUCCAAUUCAAACUUAGGCACUUGCCUCAUGUGUUGGCCCUUGAAUAAUUGUCCUGAUUAUCAGAAGGGCUGAGCUGACAUCUGGUCCUCCUGAACCUAGCUGACAUUCAGUUGCUUCAGAAGCAAUGAAUUAUCUGAUACGGUUUAUCUGACAACAGGUAUUCAUAGAAACAAUGGGCUUACAUGCCUAAUUUUUCUGGUUGCUUAAAGUAAUUUUAGGACCUAAUCUACUCCCAGAUGAAAAAAAGUAAUGACAGUUUCGUUUCUGUGGUGUGUUACAAACCAGGGUAAAUCUGUGCAGUUUCACAGUAUGCUGUUAAGAAAAAAAGCACAACUAUGUUGUUGCUUUCUGUGACUGUAUUACAAAAGUGAUUUCCUUUUGAUAAUUUGUGUGUGUUCUCUUUCAUUUGUUUAAGUAGAUUGAUUCAUUCAUGUAAACAAUGUCUAUGUGUAAGCACUUGAUAUGGAUUAUUUCUUAAUGUAACUUUCAAAGAUGAUAAAGUUCCAGUUUGACUUAUAAUCUUGCUUAACGAAGAAAUAAAAACAUUUCUAUUUUUGAUGGCUA
Molecule: messenger RNA, 5488 nt
Organism: Dromaius novaehollandiae (emu)
Lineage: Eukaryota; Metazoa; Chordata; Aves; Casuariiformes; Dromaiidae
Gene: FBXO15
Product: F-box protein 15
Exons: 10
Coding region: 2953-4260 (435 amino acids)
Cellular component (GO): SCF ubiquitin ligase complex
Molecular function (GO): protein binding
Source: RefSeq, a predicted model, not a curated record